Molecule: messenger RNA, 2619 nt
Organism: Mustela erminea (ermine)
Lineage: Eukaryota; Metazoa; Chordata; Mammalia; Carnivora; Mustelidae
Gene: C17H1orf105
Product: chromosome 17 C1orf105 homolog
Source: RefSeq, a predicted model, not a curated record
GCGGCUGCCCCGGGCCGGACGCCCCUUCAGAGCCGAGGGAAAAGCGCGCGCCCGACGGGAGGGCGGGAUGUGACUUGGGCCGGGGGCCGGGCUGUCCGGGACCGAUCGUAAAACCCAGUUUCCCGCGCUCCCGCGACCCGUCAGGCGCUCAGCUGGGGCGUCCCGGCGUCCGCGAACGGCCUGCGCGCAUCCCCCGGGGGCGCCCGCAGACGCCGCUGGGGGCUCCGACUCCGCAGGGACCGGAAGAGACGACGCUCCGCGGCCCGAGCACCGGCCGCAGGGGGUGACCCCUCCCGGGGCGCGGCUGCAGGGGCAGGGCCCCGCCGGGAAGGCCGUACCGGAGACGAACGCGCACCGCCCGGGGCUCCAGGGCGCGGUUCUCCGCCCUCCGCUGCCUGGAAGGGGCGGCGGGGCCGCGGCGGGGAAGUCCGAGGCCGGCGCGCGGUCGCUCGCGCUCGGCCGACUUCACGGAGGCCCGAGCGGGCGGGAGGGAUGAAGCCGCCACGCGACGGACGCGGGGACGCCAGACACGCGCGCCCCGAGGUCAGCGGACCUGGUCCGCGAGCAGGUCACGCGUGGGCUCCGUCUGUCCGUCCGCCGCGCGCGGUGCCCGACGGGGGAUGCCCGACGGGGAUGCGCGACGGGCUCCGAGGGCUCAGGCCGCAGCCGCGGUCCGCAGCGCGCCGGCUGCCCGGUAGCCUGCGGGAGCUUCCUCGGGCCCGGGCUGCGACGGCUCGGGGGCCCUCGGGUCCGCAGAACGAUCGGUCUCUCUCCAUUUCUCUCCAGGUUUCUGUUCCCAAGUUUGGCAAGAUUCCUUGGCUCAGUGAGGCCAGCCUCGUGAACAAGCCGCUAGUGCUCAGCCUCCCCAAAAGAUAUCCUCAUGCCUCUGCCACUUUUCUGAUUUCAUCCAAGAAGGAUAUGAAUUUGCCUAUUUUGUUUCAAGUUCCAGAUGUCUUAUCUAAGGCCGGGAGGCUCCACAGGAGCCCCGUGCUGGUCAGAAACAAGCAGCUGUGCUCCACUUGUCAAGAGAGAAAAAUGGUACAACCAAGAACUGUGAUAAUUCCUCAUAAUCUGAAACCGUCCUUUGAGAAUUUUAUGACUCAUAGAAUGAUGAAUCUUCAUCCACCAAAAGCCCAGACUGUAGCCAAACAUUCCCAUAAUGACAUCUCAACAGAGAGUGUCCACUACAGACUGCCCAUUCUGGGCCCCAGGACAGCUGUCUUCCACGGACUGCUGGCGGACACCUACGCAACCAUGCAGGAGACUCGACUCUCCUCCUGGCCCAGAAAAGAGCCAGUGGGCAAGACAAUGAGGCAAUGAAUGAGGGGUCGGAGCGCAUCACCUUCCGGACUCACAUAGAGAAAACAAGUUAACCAAGCCAGUUUCUGACAGAUUGGCCUAAUUUCCUCCUGUCACCAAAAAAGUGACUCACUUUUGCUUUCUUGAGAGUUGCUCGAAUUCUACCUCCUGCCACUGUCUUCUCACUCACUUUUCCUAAAGACAAGUGGUUUAAUUUCCGUGACUGUAAAAGUUUAACUGAUUAAAACGGAACAUGUUGAGUGUCAGGUUUUUUUUUGUUUUUUUUUGUUUUUUUUAUGAUUUGUAACUGUGUUGUGGUAGACAACAUCCUUCUGUUUCUAAGAUUUGGGUUUUCUUGCAAAUUAUCUCAGCUCUUCCUCAGGGCAGGGGGCUGGAGAUGGCUCCUGGAGGUCUCUUGUGAGUUCAGCCUAUUGUGAAUACAGGAGAGAAAUGGAGCUCACCCUCCUGUCCUUGCCUCUGUCGGUUACAUGGUAGAUGACCGGAGACUGUGACGUAAUGGGAAAUUGGCAAGUGUAGUGACUACAGUUCCCCGGGACAGGACACGUGCCUUGUCUCGCCCCCCCUCGUUUAGUGCCCUGUGUAUUACCGGAUACUUAUCUGAUCUUUGCUCACUCAUAUCUAAAUCACGUGCUUGCAUUUUGUUCUUUGGUUACUUUGGUUUGAGAAUGUCUACCUUCAGCUCUGUCUUGGUCCACGUGUCAGCAAUGUGAGGGAGACAGAGGAAAACUCUAGGCUUGCAAAUAUUGUAUUUAUAGGCACAAAUGCUCCACAUCCAGCUUAAGGAGGGCCCUAGAAAAAGGGUCUCUUCCGUCCUUUAGGAUGCAGUGGGCUUGUGGAAUCCCAGGACCCUGGCUAAAUGGACACUGGGCCCACAUGUGAGAACCAGAACCAGCCUCUGUGCUGACUGCACUUGGAAGAAUGGGCUUCAGGAAUCAUUCCCAAAUGGCCUGGGACCUAAAUUGACCUUGGUUCUUAAACACACACACACACACACACACACACACACACACACACAUUUAAAAACCAUCCGCCCCCCCCCAAAAAAACCAGAAAAACUCGCUCAGUUGCCCUAUAUUUAUGGUAAGUCAUGAUUCUUGGUUUCAGUUCAGUUAGAGUUCAAUAAAUCCAAAAAUAGUAUGUACUUCCCCUCAGAGUGCGCAGGUAUUAUGAUCCCGCCUCAGAUCACUGCUGAAGGACAGACAGAUCAUGAAUAAAAAUGUUUCUUUCUUCUUUUUUGUUUUGCAAUUUUACGUAUCCCGUAAAAAAAUUCGGGGUACCUUUACCCCUGAAUUAGGGGAA